GACAUCCAGCGUCGAACGUGCUCACUUCAGGCCAAUGAACUACGGCCAAGUUCUGCGCGAUUCACACUUCUUCCUUGUAGUACUUGUAUCGAAAUCCUCGAGGACAAGUUCUUCACAGACUGGCUUGAUGACAGGUGCGGGCGGAUUUGUUACACGCAGUUAUGCGGCACAGUUGGCUAUUGUCCUCAGAUGUCGAGGACUAGCGCUGAAACAGCCAUUCCUUUGUGUGCACAUAUGGUUGUCUACUUCGAAGAUGCAAUCCCUCCAGCAUACAUCCGCAAGGCAGGCAAAUGGUCACUUGCUCAAGGAGUUGGUCCCAAGGACUUAGAGGUCAAGUUGCCGUUUCAACUUCCUGCAGGACAGUUCAAGACUUUGUUACCACCAACAUCGCCACCCUUGAGACCACCGUGUUGGCCGAAGAAAGGUGACUCUCAUCAAGAUCUACCUGAAAAAUGGCAGGCAAGACGGCUUUUGCUAGCGCAGUUCUUCUGCUUGGUUUCGUGUGGGUGGAGCCAGGUGCCAAGUGAAAGUGAAGAAUUUCGGCGAGCUCCGCGCAUUGGUCAGGUGUUGCCUUGUGUCUCUGACAUGCUGGUGGCAGCUGAGGAGGCCUUUGAGGCCUUGGGACAAGUUGGACGGCCAAAGAGCAGUAAAGCUGGUGUCGAUGCUGCGUGCCGGGGAUACGUCAAGGUGCCUCUGCUUGCGGUAGAAGAG
Messenger RNA from Cladocopium goreaui, 711 nucleotides. The record is from the annotation of a GenBank genome assembly. NCBI's taxonomy places the organism in Eukaryota, Dinophyceae, Suessiales, Symbiodiniaceae.